This is a messenger RNA of Hemiscyllium ocellatum (epaulette shark), 3457 nucleotides long. Its product is annotated as zinc-binding protein A33-like. The transcript has 6 exons. Gene Ontology annotation, molecular function: zinc ion binding; protein binding. The coding region runs from base 126 to 1349 and encodes 407 amino acids. Lineage: Eukaryota; Metazoa; Chordata; Chondrichthyes; Orectolobiformes; Hemiscylliidae. The record is from RefSeq and is a predicted model, not a curated record.
AGAGUGUGUCGGAUAUCUGUGAACAACAAACAGGCAGGGAGGUAGCGUUGUAAAUACAAGGCUGACUGACUGCUCCAGAGCCUUCGCUGUGUGUGUGUCCCUCUCGCCCACACACACACUGCAGGAUGCCUCAGGCUGAGACUGAGCCAGACCCAGAGGCAGAAGCAGAGGUAGAGCCAGCCGGUGAAGGUCAGUAUAAAGGCCGUUGUGAACAGCAUGGUGAGGCGUUGCGGAUGUACUGCGCUGCGGACAGACUGCCCGUGUGCACGCUGUGCACUGACACUCACCGAGACCACCACCUCAGGCCUAUCAGCGACGCCGUUCGCCACUCCAAGAACGAACUGCGAUCCACUCUGAAUGCACUGAAGGAGAGAAAGACUGUCUUCACUGAGAUCAUGUACAAACAGCAACAGAAGAUUUCCGCACUGACUGAGGCGACGGAGGCUCUGACCCGGAACGUGUCGGAGGAGUUUGCGGGAAUGCGGCGGUUCCUGGACCGCAGGGAGCGGGAGCUGAAGAAGGAGCUGGCUGAGCAGGCGGGCGCUGCCCUGGAGCCCCUGGAGGACAACCUACGCUCCAUCCAGCGGGCACUCAUCUCCAUUCAGAAGGACAUCAUCUCCUGCCAGGCAACCGCCAAUCAACGUGACAGCCUGCAGUUCCUCCAGGAAGCCAGCUGGCUGAGAGAGAGGCCCCGGGAGGAGAUUCCCCACCCGUCCGUACUCUCAGCAAGGCUCUGCCCUGGCCUGUUUAAAGGGCCCCUCCAGUACUGGGUGUGGAAGGAGAUGAAAGACAACAUCAGCCCAGUGCCAGCAUCGCUGACCCUUGACCCGGGCACGGCCAGCCCCUGGUUGGUGCUGCUGGAGGACCUGACUGGAGCGGCACUGGGUGGCACUCAGAGGCGGGUGGAAGAUGGCCCACUCCGGUUCGACCACUCGCCCUGCGUGCUGGCCUCCCAGGGCUUUGCCAGCGGCCGGCACUACUGGGAGGUGGCGGUGCGGCGCCAGGCCGAGUGGGCCGUCGGUCUGACCCGGGAGACGGCCAGGCGCAAGGGCGCCGUCACCCUGUCACCGCAGGACGGCUACUGGGCCGUGUGGAGGAAGAAGGGUGACAACUACCGGGCCCUGACCUCGCCCCCGACCCGGCUGGACCUGGCCGCCCAGCCCGGCAGGCUGGGCAUUUACCUGGACUACGAGGGCGGUCAGGUCUCCUUCUACGAUGCGGAGCGGACGGCCCACCUGUACACCUUCACCGGCACCUUCACCGAGCGCCUGUACCCCUUCUUCAGCCCCGGCCCUGGUGACGGGCACCGCGGCGCCGCCCUGGUGACCGUCCGCCACCUCAGCUUCUGACCGGGAGGCCUUGCACCCAGACAGGCCUCUCCAGCUCUCACCAGGCCUCAGGAUGCAGCAAGUGGGGGUGGGCAGGGAGGUGGUGAGGCCCAGGUUCAAAUCCCCGAUUCGAGGUGAGGUACGAACCGUGUUUUUUAUUUCAGUCUGGAAUUUAACAGCGACCCCGUUGCCAGAAAAGCCUGCCUGAUCUGCUCUGAAGGGAGGAAAUCUGCCAUCCUCAACCGGGCCUGGCCUACUCACGGCUCCAAACCCACAGCAAAGCAAAGACUCCCAUAUGGGCAAUUAGCGACGGGCAAUAAAUACUGGCUUGGCCCACCUCCCAUCGACAAAUUUUAAAUAAGUGUUCUUCACUGCCUAAGGCCUGCACUUUUCUUGGUGGUGGGGGUGGGGAGGCUGCCAAGGUGGGCACAGCAGGGUCCCACCUCUUGCUUUCGAAGGGGAAGUCAGUUGAAGGGUCGCAUAGGCCUUGGGGGGCCCCAUUUCUGGAAAGUUCCAGAAGGCCCAGCACUUCCUUGCGGCGUCGUGGCCAACCUGGGUCUUGGUUUGAGCACGGUAAUCUCCCACAGGCAGGGUGGGGGAGAGGGGGAAGCUACUGGGUGGACGGUCCCCUUCUUCCCCUCCUCAUCACUUGGAGUAAAAGCCCUGCCCCCUCCCCUCCCCCGAGGUAACUCGUGAUCAUCUCCACGUAGACGGCGGAGAUCGUGUUUAAUAUCUCCACCCCCCAUCCGCCCCCCCACUUCCCAGAAGGGGAAGGUCAGCUGACCAGGCAGUACUUCCCUUGGCACUGCCGCAGGAACAUAGCCCAUUGAUGUUCAGACUCUCGCUCCUGGUGCGGGCGUCGAACCCGUGACGCUCUGGGUUCGGAGGCAGACUGGCGAGCCAUUGAGCCACAUUCGACAUGCCGCACAGGAGCCACGCCGAACGGUUAAAGAAGUGCAUUCUCUCUUGUCCCCGGUCCAAAGGCAGAGGCUCGGCCUGGGCCUAAGCAGGGCCAGGUAGGUUCAAAAGGGGAGCCGUGCAGGACUAAUUGGUCCACCUCAGAUAGGCCAUUGCUCCCAGCAACUGGACCGUCUGGCACAAAACACCUCCUAACCCACAGGCCUUCAGACAGACUCAGUCUCCCAGGCCCUGAGGCACAUGUGGCCUCACAGUCCCUGGGCCCUCAGGCAGGAUUGACCUCCCAGUCCCUGGGCCCUCAGGCAGCAUUGACCUCCCGUGCCCCGGGCCCUCAAGCAGGAUGGGCCACCCAUGCCCCGGGCCCUCAUGUGCAAUCUGUUCUGAUAUAACACAAUAGGUCCAUUCUCGCAGAAUCUCGCGUUAUAAUACAAUCGUGCAAUAGCCAAGCCAUUUAAACAAACAUGGCCAGAAUUGUGUUAUAGCCAAUAGAGGUAAGGAACGGACACCUUCUACAAAUAACCAUCUGACUUCUUCAAUUGCGCUAAAGCCAAUUUGCGUUGAAGAACCGAAAAUAGUCUCCAAUUAACCAAGUGGCUGCCUGCUGUGAUCUUCACACCACCAAAUGACAGCAGAGGGUUACGUACAGAGUAAAGCCCCCAUGGUCUCCCUUAACAUAAAAGUGAAGCCCCCUCUACUCCUUUGAAGUGAAAGCUAAUGGAUCGUGGAUGAGAGCUGAUAGCGGUGGGGGGGGGGGGAGGGGUUGACAGCAGUGGGCAGGAUACGCUUUGUGCAGCCGAGUAAGACAAGAGCUCAGACCAAGCCCAAGGCCGUGCCAUCUCGGUGAAGCUCCCGGUCAGUGAAAUGUCAUGGUUGUGUCAGGCUGGCUCGCUGCUUGCAAGAAACUAGAAGGGCUUUAGAGCAGGCAAAACCGGACGGCAGACCACCAGAACGUGAAGGGGAAUUGAGGCACUACGUGAUGGAGGGAGUUUCAAAAGCCAGGCCAUUGAAAGUGGGGAAUGACCCGUGGUUUGCACAGUUUUAAUAUAAUCCUUAGGGUGGGUGGGACAGGAAUUGUUGAGAAAUCCUGAGGGAUCUGUUUUAUUACAAUCUUUGUUUGAUGUGUGAUGUAGGAUUUUUGACCAUCAUUUAUUUGCCUGUUAACUUUAUUUGCCUCAUGGUUAUUUGGGAUAUUAGAAUAUAAUCCAUAUCUA